Micropterus dolomieu (smallmouth bass) is the source of this 2195-nucleotide messenger RNA. Its product is annotated as cysteine/serine-rich nuclear protein 3-like. Lineage: Eukaryota; Metazoa; Chordata; Actinopteri; Centrarchiformes; Centrarchidae. Gene Ontology annotation, molecular function: sequence-specific DNA binding; DNA-binding transcription factor activity, RNA polymerase II-specific. The coding region runs from base 1 to 1902 and encodes 633 amino acids. Gene Ontology annotation, biological process: regulation of transcription by RNA polymerase II. The record is from RefSeq and is a predicted model, not a curated record. Gene Ontology annotation, cellular component: nucleus. The transcript has 4 exons.
AUGAGUGGGAUCCUGAAGAGGAAGCUUGAGGAGGGCCCGUCCCCUUACCUGUCCAUGCAGGGAUCUGAUGAUGAUGUUUCCUGCAGCGACAGCGGCAACAGCAGUGAUAGUCUCAACCAUCCCGUACCCGCUGGACUGCUUGACUCCACUCUCCAGCAGCAGUCAAAGCGACUGCGGGGUCGAAACGUGCACUUUGAGAGCGUGACAGUCUACUACUUCAGCCGUCGGCAGGGCUUCACCAGUGUGCCCACGCAGGGUGGCAGCACCCUUGGGAUGUCACCACGUCACAGCGGGGUGAAGCGCUUCACUCUCAGGGAGUUUGCCAUGGAGCAGAAACGAAGCCACCGGAACAUGCUGAGAGACCAUCUCAAAGAGGAGAAACUCAAUGCCAUCAAACUCAAACUGACUAAGAAUGGCACUGUGUCAUCCGUGGAGGCGGACACCCUGACGCUCGAUGAUAUCUCCGAAGAUGACCUGGAUGUGGACAACACGGAGGUGGACGAUUACUUCUUCCUCCAGCCUCUGACUACCAGGCGGCGCCGGGCCCUUCUCCGCGCCUCUGGCGUCCGACGCAUUGACGUGGAGGAGAAGCACGAGCUGCGUGCCCUGCGCAUGUCCCGUGAGGAGUGCGGGUGUCGCUGCAGGGGUAUAUGUGACCCAGAGACCUGUGCUUGCAGCCUGGCCGGCAUUAAGUGCCAGGUAAAUGGAACUGUGGUGGACCGCAUGUCCUUCCCCUGUGGCUGCGCUAAAGAGGGCUGCAGCAAUACCACAGGACGCCUGGAGUUCAACCCGGUCCGGGUACGCACCCACUUCCUGCACACUAUCAUGAAGCUGGAGCUGGAGAGGAGCCGCGAGGAGCAGCAGCAGCAGCAUCAUCAUCAUCAGCAGCAGCAGCAGCAGCCGGAGCAGCAGCUUGUAACCAAUGGCAACGGUUACCAUGGCGACUCCUCCUUGGUCCAGCAGCAGCAGCAGCAGCAGCAGCCGAACCUGCAGUUUCCACUGAUGAGUGGCACACCGCACAUUCCCAUCAUGCACCUCCAGAGCACAGGCAACUCGGAUUCACAUCUAAAUGAAAUGGAGGAAGAGGAAGAAGAGGAAGAGGAGGAGGAGGAGGAGGAAGAAGAAGAAGAAGAAGAAGAAGAAGAAGAAGAAGAAGAAGAUGAAGAGGAUGAGGAUGAUGAAGCUUAUGAAGAAGAUGAGGAUGGCAGCAGCGUUUGCAGCGGGCUGUCAGACUGCAGCACACAUAGCUUAGAAACAAUCGAUCCGGAGGAAGAAGAAGAGGACGAGGAAGAUGAAGAAGACGAUGAUGAUGAGGAAGAAGAAGAGGAAGAGGAGGAAGAUUGGGAUUGCUCGUUGCACGGAACGAGUCCUCCGCCCUACUCGGUUCCACUUCCUUCUGUGCUGAGUUACUCUAAUAACACACUCAUGAGCCUCAGUAACCCCUUCCACAACACUCCCUCCAUGCAGCAUUAUCAAAUAGACCGCUCUGUAAAUGACACUCCUGCUUUUCUCAGUGAAAAUGGCACCGUCGCCCCCACGCUCCCCACAGUAGAGACCGCAAUAGAGUCUGAAAUAAACACAAAACUCCACUGCCAAACAGAGCAGCAGAGCAUUCCCAGCCAUUUCCCUCACCCCGCAGAGUCCCUGACUCUCCAAACUUACUCACAUGUAGACACCCGUGAGAGUAACAGUGCCCCUGCUGGUGCAGCUGAUGAACAGCCGCCCUCGACGGAACUCCAGAACAAUCCAGACCAUCAUGACUCACAGACUGAGGCUUCGGCUGGGUCUGUGAGUGAGCAGACAGGGGAGACAAAAAGGGAGCUGAUACAGGAGCAACCAGGACUGCAUAUGCAGCGAGACACCGAUCAAAUAACAAGCACGUCAUGCUCAGAGAGUACCUGAUGAAUCAAAUGCUUUAGAGAGGGAUCAAUUAAUAUUUGGAAAUCUUUAUUCAAGAAUUGUGACCUUCAACUAUUAGAGUUUGAUUUAUUCUUGAUAAGUGCACUUCCAAAGAAAGAAGAAGUCCCAUAGAUUUUGACAGAAGGCUCAAAGAGCUGAUAUAAUUUUAGCAUAAUUUGUCUCUAAACCUUUCCAAGAUUGUUGGUUUAGAUUAAAAGACUCAAAUGAUACAGCUCAAUAAAACAGUGUUUCUGUACGUUACUUGUAUAAUUUAUGCCCUGUUAGAAAGUCUUUGA